Dicrocoelium dendriticum is the source of this 228-nucleotide messenger RNA. The record is from the annotation of a GenBank genome assembly. NCBI's taxonomy places the organism in Eukaryota, Metazoa, Platyhelminthes, Trematoda, Plagiorchiida, Dicrocoeliidae.
AUGUUCGGUUUAACGACAACUUCUAACGGCUAUCAGGAAGGAAUACAAAGUCUAUAUAAUUUAAGUGGCAUACAGGCUUUUAAAAGCAUUCAUGGUGGUGAUGUGACGGAGUACAGCGUAAUUGCAGUGUCAGAACACUGCCGUAUGCUUAUCGUGUGUCAGUGGUACUCAAGACAAUCGUCUGAUGUGCUUCGUCUUUUGUUUUCAAUUUGCAAGUACACAGAGUAA